Molecule: messenger RNA, 528 nt
Organism: Vanderwaltozyma polyspora DSM 70294
Lineage: Eukaryota; Fungi; Ascomycota; Saccharomycetes; Saccharomycetales; Saccharomycetaceae
Gene: CNB1
Product: calcineurin regulatory subunit B
Exons: 2
Coding region: 1-528 (175 amino acids)
Molecular function (GO): calcium-dependent protein serine/threonine phosphatase regulator activity; calcium ion binding
Source: RefSeq, a predicted model, not a curated record
AUGGGUGCUGCAUCAUCAAAACUUAUAGACAGCUUACUGGAGGAUACCAAUUUUGAUCGAGAUGAGAUUGAAAGGUUAAGAAAAAGAUUUAUGAAACUAGAUAGCGAUAGCUCAGGUAGUAUUGAUAAAAAUGAAUUUAUGAGUAUUCCAGGUGUUUCAUCAAACCCUUUAGCUGGAAGAAUUAUGGAGGUAUUUGAUGCGGAUAAUAGUGGAGAUGUUGAUUUUCAAGAAUUUAUCACUGGUCUAUCUAUUUUUAGUGGUAGGGGUAGUAAGGAUGAAAAAUUAAAGUUUGCCUUUAAAAUAUAUGAUAUCGACAAAGAUGGUUAUAUAUCUAAUGGUGAAUUGUUUAUUGUGUUGAAAAUUAUGGUUGGUAAUAAUUUGGAUGAUGCCCAAUUGCAACAGGUUGUUGAUAGAGCAAUAAUAGAAAAUGAUGUAGAUGGAGACGGUCGCUUAAGUUUUGAAGAAUUUAAGAAUGCUAUUGAAACUACAGAGGUAGCAAAAAGUUUAACUUUACAGUAUAAUGUUUAA